Molecule: messenger RNA, 2876 nt
Organism: Acaromyces ingoldii
Lineage: Eukaryota; Fungi; Basidiomycota; Exobasidiomycetes; Exobasidiales; Cryptobasidiaceae
Exons: 2
Coding region: 71-2737 (888 amino acids)
Source: RefSeq, a predicted model, not a curated record
GAAAUCUGAAACCUCAUCGGUCACUGCCAUCACUCACUGAGAAGAAGCAGAAGCGUGUUGGCGAGGGUCGAUGUUCUCGUCUCUGCUCUCCUCUCCGUGCGAGCUUCGGCUCCAUCUGCUCCAGAAUGCCGUCUUCCUGAGACCGCCAACGUCGACGCCGUCGGAGGACCAGCCGCCAACGACGUCAGACGAGGUAGUGCGAGGCCUGGUCGAGCUCUACGUUCCUAGUGAGCGCCGUAUUGAGGGUAUUCGUGUCAAGCUCCGCGCGGUGCAGAGCGUCGCGGUGCUUCCCGACCAGCGCGACAUGAUCUCCUUUGCAGGCGCAACACCGGUGUCCUGGGAGGACAGCGUUAUCAUGGAAAAGGUCGUUGAGAUCGGUCUGCCCGGUAAUCGGAGCCGGCUCAACAAUGGUGAUGCUGUCGGCGGUGCGUCGCAAGGAGAGCGGAGGGGCAGGAGCAGGGCGACACGGAGCCGCAACGCAAGUCGCAACGCCACGCCGACGAGCAGCAGGCCCGGGUCGCUCAGUCGCAGGCCCUCUGAUGGGCUGAUCCACCAGCACGACAGCGAUACAGAGCAUGCAGACCCCAAGAACAAUCAUGGCCUCGGCGGCCUCGGCGCCGCCUUUGCCAGGGCCAUCUCCAAGAGUCGACCAGCGAGCAGGGCAGGGAGCCGAGCAAACAGCCGCAACGCUUCUCCAUCCAGGGCGGGAGGUCGCAGCACAGAUCGGAGCCAUCCGAGCAGCGGCACCAACACGGCACAUCAGUCACCUCGACUUGGUCCCAGUCGAAGCAGCACCGAGUCGCCGCACAUCUCCCCAUCACAGUCUGCUGAGGCUCUCGAUCGCCGAGGCUCGACCUCGUCGACUUUACCCCCUCCCUUUACCGAGGUGCCAUCACCACGACCCUCGCCCACGGAGGAGGUCGAGUCAGUCCUAGCAGGAACCAUGUCACGGACUGGUCUCAGCAACGGUCGAGCGGAGAGUUCGGUGGCCCACCCUCACGAGAGGGACCGAGACGACAUGUUUGGUCUCUUUGUCAAUCCUCGAGGCAGGGGCGGCGCUGGCAACACUGCUGUGCCCUCUUCUACCACACGCUCUGCCACCAUGAGCCCCAGUCGUGGACUGGGAAGACGCCACGACGAGGGCAGGGGUCGGCUUCUGGGCGGCAGCAGCGGCCGUGGCGCUAAUGCGCGCGCACCGAGCGCUGAUGUGAUUGCCAGCACCACGCCUGCUCCCUCUGAAGAGCAUGGACUUGAGCUGGCAAAAGGUGUUCACGGCUUUGAAUUUGCCUUUAUCCUCCCUGCCGACAGCCCACCAUACGAAAGGAGUCCAUUUGGACGUGUCCGCUAUCUCAUCAAAGCCACUGCGUUGGGAGCUGGUCGAGCAAAGAGCAACAUCGAAGCUUGGCGGGACCUGUUCCCAGUCGUCAAUCCAGCCCAAGACGGUGGACCGACGCCGCUGACAGUGCUCUACAACGAUUUGCAUCCCACCGUCGGGCUGCUUUCUGUCGCAUGCACUGCCCACAACAUUUCCGUCGGUGGCGUCUUCAACGUCGACAUCCACUCACCCACGCCGCCCACCGAUCUCAUCGUGUACCUCGUGCGUGUUUCUGUGGAGACGUCGACGGAGCUGAGAACAAAGAAGAAGGGAAAGCAGCACGUCCCACCACAGCGCCACAAGCUCUUUGAAAAGGGCUGGGUGCCGCCUCGGCCAAAUGACCCCCACGGACCAGGCGAUGGCAAGAAGAGCGAAGGUCUGAUCAGGGAUCCUAGGCGGCCAGGUGCACGACCCGACGAUGCCUGGACGGUGCAAGGCAUCGCCCGGAUGCCCAACGACAACGUCGUCCGAAGCACAACGGUAGCGGGCACAAAGGCUUCUAUCCGCUUCACCCACCAGCUCCUCGUCGAGGUGGUGCACUCGCGCGAGCCCGAGAUGCCAGGCGAAGACAGAAAGCUCAAGGUGUUUGCGCUCAGGCAACCCAUCACGCUUCCAUCGUGCUGCGUCGCCCUCGAUGCCGUCACCCUACCCGCAUACACUCCUCGUGACGAAAGCACGAGGCCAGCCAACAUGCCCUACGACAUUGGCCUGCAGCGAGUGGGAGACCCUGGCGCACCGCGAACGCUGCCCCAGAAUUCGCCGUGGGCCAACACGGCCGUGCCCCAGCACGGGAUCCAACACGACUACUGCGUCUGCGGCCAGAGCCUGCAUGACCUCAGCGAGCGGGAACGCGCCAUGUUGCCGAUCCAGGCGGACCCCAGGGAUGUUCCGCUGGACGGCCUCCUUCAUCGCAAGAUCGGCGAGCUGCCCGAGCGCGAGUCUGGCUUUUCUGCCUUGGCACGAUCGGCCAGCCGGAGCAGCUCACGGAGCGGCCGGAGCGCCUCGUCGACGCGACGGAGCAUGUCUUCGAUCUCGAGGUCCAUCAGCCGCGUGCGCUCCUCGUCAUCGUCUAGGGGCAGGACGCCGAGCGUGCCGAGAAACACCGUGGGCCAAGGGGAGAGAGGUGAAGGCGUCAUCCGAUCCAUGUCGAGGGGCUCUAGGGCUCACGAGAUUCCGGGAGAGGCCCAGGGCCAUCACAUCGACGGCAUUGGGAAUGCUCCCCCGGCAUACCACCACGUCGUGGAGGAGGAAGAGGAAGACGGCGGCGAGGCCCACAACGUCUCCUCGUCUUCGGCCUCUGACGACGCUGGUGAUGCGGAAGAGGAGCGGAGGGGGAGGCCGGCGACGAGGGCUGCUGCCUGAGCGCAGAAUGUGGUGCUUGUACUAUACCUGUCGAUGCAUCCAAUCCAUAAUACCUAUCACGUCUUUUCUCACACAUUGAGUCACUUCGACAGGCCACAAUCCGGAAGAACAGCGGCAAUUACGUCGGGAGGACUACAGG